Molecule: messenger RNA, 921 nt
Organism: Monopterus albus (swamp eel)
Lineage: Eukaryota; Metazoa; Chordata; Actinopteri; Synbranchiformes; Synbranchidae
Gene: ccdc127a
Product: coiled-coil domain containing 127a
Exons: 4
Coding region: 64-921 (285 amino acids)
Source: RefSeq, a predicted model, not a curated record
GAGGAUCGCAUUUUCUGUUGCACUGGACGAAACCACGCUCCAAAAACAGGGGUGUUAGCCUCCAUGAACAACUUGAAUGACCCUCCCAGAUGGAACAUCCAACCAGACCCCAGAGGAAGCGGGGUGGGGGCCGGUGAUGGCAACCAGUGGAACUACGCCCUACUGGUCCCUAUGCUGGGACUGGCUGCGUUUCGUUGGAUUUGGACCAGGGACUCUCAGAGGGAGAUCCAGAAGGUCAAAUCCCAGUUUGACAUGGAUGUGUCCACGGUCAAAAGCGAGAUGGAGGCACGGUAUCGAGAGACACUGACAGAAAGGAGUAGGGCAGUGGCUACAUUAGAGCUGGAGCUGGAGAAGGAGAGACAGAGGGUCAAAGGCUACAAGCAGGCCAUCAUUUCACAGAGCCAGCAACUGAUAGAAGAACGGAAACAGCUACAACAGGAGCAAGCGGCCUUGGAGGCAGAGAAACAAAGGCUGGUGAAGUCUGGCACUGCAGGUGCUGCGCUGCAUCAUGCCCUGGAGCUAGAGAAUGACUGGUACCAGCGGGCCACUGCUGCUCUAAAGGAAUUAGAAGGUCUGCUCGUGGAGCGCCAGAAUGCUUACUGCUCCCUCAUCCAACCUCGAGAUCAGCGGCUGGAAAUGGAGAAGAACAUGCUGAUAAGGGUCGUCAAAGAUCCCAUCACAGCAGAACUGGAUGUGGAGUCUGGCCUGAAGGAUAUUUUUAAGAGAGAUAAACACUGUGCAGAUCUGCUGAACAUGGACAAGAGGAAGAAUGGAAGUCUCAUGUGGGUGUACCUCAAGUACUGGCAGCUGCAGGUCCAGUUGAGAGAAGAAAAAGAGAGAGAAAAAAGCCAUAUUAGGAGGGAAAAUCCAGUUUCAGACAAAGUGACAGCAAAGAAAGAUACACUAUUGUUUCUCAUUUGA